CUCUGCCACCCACCCCCGAUCUAUCUCCCACCCGGCCCUCACUCGGCAUCCGCCAAGCUUUCAAUUCCGGCUGAAAUGUUGCAGGAUCGCUCCGCCCGCGCCCCACCCCCUCCCUGCUCUGAGCGCCCGCGCUCUGUCUCUCGGCCCCUCUUCCCGCAGCAAACUGCACAGCUUGGAGUAUCUGGACUUGUCGCAUAACCAGCUGGCUUCCGUGCCCACCGGCCUGCCCCGGAGCUUGGCCAUCUUGCACCUGGGGCGCAACCACAUCCGGCAGGUGCACGCCGAGCGGCUCCGCGGGGCCGAGGGCCUGCGUUACCUGUUGCUGCAGCACAACCAGUUGGGGACCUCUGGGCUGCCGGCUGGGGCCCUGCGGCCGCUGCGGCGCCUGCACACGCUGCACCUGUACGGCAACGGGCUGGCGCGCGUGCCCCCGGCGCUGCCCCGCCGCCUGCGGGCCCUGGUGCUACCCCACAACCGCGUGGCCGCGCUGGGCGCCCGCGACCUGGCGGCCACGCCACGCCUGACCGAGCUCAACUUGGCCUACAAUCUCUUGGCCAGCGCCCGCGUGCACCGCCGGGCCUUCCGCCGGCUGCGGGCCCUGCGCAGCCUCGACCUGGCCGGGAACCAGCUGACCCAGCUGCCGUCCGGCCUGCCCGGCAGCCUGCACAGCCUGCGGCUGCAGCGCAACCAGCUGCGGGCCCUGGAGCCCGAGCAGCUGGCCGGCCUGGCCCAGCUGCGGGAGCUCAGCCUGGCACACAAUCGGCUCCGCGUGGGUGACAUCGGGCCCGGCGCGUGGCACGAGCUGCAGGCCCUCCAGGUGUUGGACCUGAGCCACAACGAGCUGUCCUUUGUGCCCCCUGACCUGCCCGAGGCUUUGCAAGAGUUGCACCUGCAGGGCAACCGCAUCAGCCACAUAGGGCCGGAGGCCUUCCUGACCACACCGAGCCUGCGCGCCCUCUUCCUCAGGGCCAACAAGCUGCACCUGACCAGUAUCUCAGCAGAGGCCUUCCUGGGCCUCCCGCACCUGCGCGUGGUGGACACGGCCGACAAUCCGGAGCCGGUCCUGGUCCGGCUGCCGCCCAAGGCUACACGAGCCCCAAGGGUGGGGGGCUCCUGAGCCCGGAGGGGCCCAGCACUGGGCAGGCUGGCUGUGGACUGCAGACCCAGGCCCCGUACUGGGGGCACCUGGGGGAGUGGCUUAAGCAGACCACGCCCCCAGGUCCAGACAGGCCCCCACACCCGACCUUAACAAUAAAAGUCUAAGUUUUCUGAGCACUGACCACGCCCCAGGCCACCUUCUGGGGUUCUCCCUGUCCCUGCGUCCCCCUGGGGAAAUGGGGGCCCGGUUGUUGAGCGCACUCCCACCCCCAUCCCACCUCCAGGGGGCUGGGUAGGCCUGGGGAAGAUCCGGCCUGAGACAGACAGCACAGAGCCGAGCUGGGUGUGCCCUGGGCUCUUUAUUGUGUCCUGUGGACCCUGGGGGUCCGAGCUGGGCCAGGGCGACCCCCCCAGCAGCCAAGGCGGGGGUUGGGGGGGCUCAGCCAGGCUCAGCGGCUUCUUUGGGGGGUCCAGGAAGGCCAAGGGGUAAAGUGCUCGCAGGGGCCCUUGGGGCUUUGGUCCCAGGCGCCCUCCCGGCUCCUGGGCUGUGCAAACAGGACUCUCC
Molecule: messenger RNA, 1663 nt
Organism: Oryctolagus cuniculus (rabbit)
Lineage: Eukaryota; Metazoa; Chordata; Mammalia; Lagomorpha; Leporidae
Source: RefSeq, a predicted model, not a curated record